Molecule: messenger RNA, 1531 nt
Organism: Hibiscus syriacus
Lineage: Eukaryota; Viridiplantae; Streptophyta; Magnoliopsida; Malvales; Malvaceae
Product: protein DETOXIFICATION 16-like
Exons: 8
Coding region: 37-1491 (484 amino acids)
Biological process (GO): xenobiotic detoxification by transmembrane export across the plasma membrane
Cellular component (GO): membrane
Molecular function (GO): antiporter activity; xenobiotic transmembrane transporter activity
Source: RefSeq, a predicted model, not a curated record
GCUUUCUAGAGGAAGAAGAAGUGUCACAAAAAACACAUGGAGAACCUUGAUUCCCCACUGGUAGUUUCUCAAGAUAUGGAAUCCCAGGAGCGAUUUGGCAAAGAUGAGAUCUUAGCUGAGGUGAAGAAGCAGCUGUUAUUAGCAGGCCCUCUCGUGUCAGUCAAUUUCUUGUUAUUUGCUUUGCAGCUUACCUCGGUAAUGUUCGUGGGUCAUCUCGGGAACCUUGCACUCUCCGGUGCUUCCAUAGCUACUUCCUUUGCUUCUGUAACUGGUUUUAGCUUAUUGAGGGGGAUGGCAAGUGCAUUGGAUACAUUCUGCGGUCAAUCAUAUGGAGCAAAGCAAUAUCACAUGCUCGGUGUUUACUUGCAAACAGCGUUGAUCGUGCUCUUAUCGGCCACCGUUCCCCUCGCCUUGAUCUGGGCGAAUGCUACUUCGAUUCUUUUGUUUUUCGGGCAAGACCCCGAGAUAUCGGCCGAAGCCGGACGCUACGCUCGGUUCAUGCUGCCGAGCAUUUUCGGUUUCGCUAUCCAGGAGUGCCAUAUAAGAUUCUUACAAGCACAAAACAAUGUUGUUCCGAUGAUGGUCAUCUCGGGAUUCACGACAUUGCUUCAUAUCCUUGUUUGUUGGAUUCUGGUGUUCAAGUCUGGUCUAGGAAACAAAGGUGCUGCUUUGGCGAACGCAUUCUCCUACUGGACCAAUGCUGUAAUUCUAACACUGUAUGUCAGAAUCUCUCGUUCCUGUAAGAAAACUUGGACGGGUUACUCCAUGGAAGCCGUGUAUUGUAUCCCCAAGUUCUUGAGAUUAUCAAUUCCGUCAGCUGUAAUGCUCAGCUUGGAAGUUUGGUCGUUUGAGAUGAUGGUUCUCUUGUCCGGUCUUCUUCCAAAUCCAAAGCUCGAAACUUCAGUUUUGGCAAUCAGCCUUAAUACAUGUUCGACGAUUUAUAUGAUUCCUCUUGGGCUUAGUGCUGCAGUUAGCACAAGAUCUUCCAAUGAACUGGGUGCCGAAAGGCCGCGAGCGGCUUUUCUAGCGGUGUGUGUUACGAUGGUGAUGGUGAUGGUGAUGAGUGAAGGAAUUGUGGUGGGCAUGGUCAUGAUUUCGGGUCGGAAAAUCUGGGGUUACCUUUAUAGCGAAGAUGAGCAAGUGGUGAAAUAUGUGGGACAAAUGUUUCUGCUCAUUGCUGCCUCCCAUUUUGUUGAUGGUAUUCAAUCUGUGCUUACAGGGGUUGCUAGAGGAUGUGGUUGGCAGAAAAUGGGGGCCGUGGUUAAUCUUGGAGCAUAUCAUCUUAUCGGUAUCCCUUCUUCAAUCAUACUUGCUUUUGUUUGUCAUCUCGGAGGGAAGGGACUGUGGACAGGUAUAAUUGUGGCACUAACUGUGCAAGCAUCAUGUUUAGCCAUAUUAACUCUAAGAACCAAAUGGGAGGAAGAGGCAACGAAAGCUGUAAACAGGGCAACAAAUUCGUGGGUGCAAUGUUAUCAUGAAGUGAAGAGAUGAGUUGCCGUGUUGUAUUACUACCACCGAGUCGUUUCACAUU